Molecule: messenger RNA, 780 nt
Organism: Macadamia integrifolia
Lineage: Eukaryota; Viridiplantae; Streptophyta; Magnoliopsida; Proteales; Proteaceae
Product: RING-H2 finger protein ATL70
Exons: 1
Coding region: 160-654 (164 amino acids)
Source: RefSeq, a predicted model, not a curated record
CUCUCUCUCUCGCUCUAGCCUCUUCCUUCUUAUCGUUGACAUCUGAAACCAUUGAAAACCCUUUUCCUUCACCAAGGCCAUGGCUUAUCCUAGCUUCUCAAUCUCAUUCAAUUCUUAACGCUGAAACCAGCAUCAAACCCCCUCUUAAUCUUCCAGGAAAUGAACAGUACAGCUGCUUCUGGUGGGGUGUUGGGUUUAUCAAACGUUGGUGGAUUCACCUAUGGCAUUGGGGUCUCCAUAGGUAUCAUCCUCCUCAUCACCACCAUCACUCUCACCUCCUACUUCUGCACCCGAAACCCGUUUUCUGAAGCCGAAGCUCAACGAGACGACCCAGAGCCUACUGAUCAUCACUCCAUCACUGUUGAAGAAGGCUUUGAUGAGGCAACACUCCGUAGCUUCCCAAAGGUCUUCUACUCCCAAGCCAAGCUCCGCAAGGACACUACCGCUUCCUGCUGCUCUAUCUGCCUACAAGAUUACAAGGGAACUGAUAUGCUCCGGCUAUUACCUUAUUGUGGACACAUCUUUCAUGUCAAGUGUGUUGAUCCAUGGCUACGGCUGCACCCUACAUGUCCUGUAUGUCGAAAUUCUCCAGCUCCUACCCCGCUCUCGACUCCUCUUAUGGAGUUGGCCCCAUUGCCUAGUCGGCCUGGAUGAGAAAGUAUGUGUUCAUAGCCAAAGCUUUCUCUACAAACUGUAUACUGUUAAAUUUCCACUAAUUCAUCACAAAGCUCUCACCUUCUGGUAGAGCCCUCUGUGGUAACUUUUAUUUUAUCUACUUUC